Molecule: messenger RNA, 4382 nt
Organism: Eublepharis macularius
Lineage: Eukaryota; Metazoa; Chordata; Lepidosauria; Squamata; Eublepharidae
Gene: SOX4
Product: SRY-box transcription factor 4
Exons: 1
Coding region: 778-2025 (415 amino acids)
Biological process (GO): positive regulation of transcription by RNA polymerase II; anatomical structure morphogenesis; cell differentiation
Molecular function (GO): DNA-binding transcription activator activity, RNA polymerase II-specific; RNA polymerase II cis-regulatory region sequence-specific DNA binding
Source: RefSeq, a predicted model, not a curated record
GUGUGGAAGAGGGGGGAGAGAGUUCAAUUGCAUAGCCCCGUUUUGUAUAUGUCUCUUACCUCUCUUUGGGGCUCUGCAUCCAAAGGAAGGGGAGACGGGACUAAAUAUAUUGAUUGCACCAGUCACUGCUCUUCCCACCAGGAAGACACAUUUAUUAAGACUACUUGGUUGCGUGAGUGGGGCUUUUUUCCCCCCUUUAAUCUUUUGCAACCACUGAAAAGCAACCGAACAAACUCUUGAUUCAUUUACCACAAAUCCUGCAAGAUAUUUUUUUUUAAUUUGGUGGGAUUUUUGUUUUGCGGGAGGUAGGAAUUUUUAUUCCUGUUCUUUUGCUUUGCGCCUUUCAGAGAAACGCGAGUUUUAGCAGUGGGCGUGCUGCUUUUGCUGAAACACCUCGAGCACAGAGACAGUGAAAAAAAAAAAAAGCACUUGUGAACUCCGGGGUGGGGAAGAAGAGGUGGAAAAGAGAGAAAGAGAACUCGGAUUGGCGGUUGAUUAAACAAAAAAAAAAAAAGGAAAACUGUUUCCACUUUGAGCCGGGCUCCUGCAGUUAGAUUCCCAGUGCAAAGUUGGGAGAAAGGCGUGCAAUCGAGUGCCGGAGAGACAAAAGCUGUGUGGAGCUACAACUACUUUCCAGAGACGACCGUGCUUUAGGAGCGGAGCGUCUGCAACGGCGGCCGAGGAACUGGGAAAGUUGAGCGUCUUGUUCCAACCUGGUGCCAAGCUGAGCCCCGCCGACCUCCCCACAGCCGCCGCCGCCGCGUGCGAGCCCCAGAGAUGGUGCAGCAGACGAACAACGCGGAGAACACGGAAGCGCUACUGGCCGGCGAGAGCUCGGACUCGGGCGCCGGCGUCGAGCUGGGCAUCGCCUCCUCUCCCACGCCGGGCUCGACCGCUUCGACCGGGGGCAAAGCGGACGACCCGAGUUGGUGCAAGACGCCCAGCGGGCACAUCAAGCGCCCCAUGAACGCCUUCAUGGUGUGGUCGCAGAUCGAGCGGCGGAAGAUCAUGGAGCAGUCGCCAGACAUGCACAACGCCGAGAUCUCCAAGCGGCUGGGCAAGCGCUGGAAGCUGCUCAAGGACAGUGACAAGAUCCCCUUCAUCCGGGAGGCGGAGCGGCUGCGCCUGAAGCACAUGGCCGACUACCCCGACUACAAGUACCGGCCCAGGAAGAAGGUGAAGUCGGGCGCCAGCUCUGGCAAGCCCGGCGAGAAGAGCGGCGGGGGCACCGGCGGCGGCAGCGCCGCCUCCGCCGCUCCCAACUCUUCCAAAGUCGCCCUGAAGAAGGGCAGCGGCGCCGCCAAGCUCUCCCCCGGCACCGCCGCCAAGCCGCAUCCCAAGCUGAGCCUGAGCGGCGCCGCUGGCGGCAAAUCCUCGCCCCCGUUCCCGCCGUCGGAGCAGCCGGCCGCCCUCCUGCCGCCCGAGCACCACUCUCUGUACAAACCCCGCGCCGCCUCGCCGGGCUCCUCCUCGCCCUCGGGCGGCAAACACCUCCCCGAGAAGAAGGCCAAGCGCCUCUACCUCUUCUCCCACGCCUCGCCCGGCGGCGCCGUGCCCGCUAGCCCCACGCUCAGCGCCUCCACCGAGGCCAGCGACCCGCUCAGCCUCUACGACGAGGCGGGGGCCGGCCAGCACGACGGCCUCGGAGGCGGGGAGCCCGUCGUUUCCCCCGCCGGCGCCUGCUCCCCGUCGGAUCACCGCAGCUACACCAGCCUGAGGGCGCCCUCGCCGGCGCCGUCCACCUCGCGCUCCUCGUCCUCCUCGUCGGGCUCUUCCUGCGCUUCCUCCUCUUCAGACGACGAGUUCGAAGACGACCUCUUGGACCUCAACCCCAGCCCGGGCUUCGACGGCAUGGCCCUGGGCAGCCUCGGCUCCUCCGCGCUCGACAGGGACCUGGAUUUUAGCUUGGAGCCCGGCUCGGGCUCGCACUUUGAGUUCCCGGACUAUUGCACCCCGGAGGUAAGUGAGAUGAUCUCGGGGGACUGGCUCGAGUCCAGCAUUUCCAACCUGGUCUUCACGUACUGAGGGGACCGAGGGACGGGGGGCAAGAAGCAAAAAAGAGGAAAAAAAUUCAAAGGGGGGCGAGAGAAGACCCCGCGCGCGCCACAGACUGAGGAGGGAAAAUGCCGCCCACCGGUUCUCUUUCUGGUUCCUUCAUGAAAUGGACUUUGUUGGGGGGGGGUGUCGUUUGUUUCUCCCCCCCCAUGGUAAAAGGGAUCAACUUUUUUAUAUAUAGAAACCACAGAAGUGCAUCGCUUUCUUCUUGUCAACCCAGAUCCCCACCCCCACCCGUUUUUUCCACGCUCCAACGGCCGAAGAAAUGAGUUCACAUUUCAGAGACUUGCGCGAACACCUCGGAAGGUUUCUGGCUCUCACCGGUUGUUCUUGGAAAGGGGGAGGGAAGAUUGUGCUGUGUGAUUUUGCUGGAUAUAUUUGGCGGGUGGGGGGGUUGGGGGGCUUAUGUCCGAAACAAAUCGGCAGUUCUUGCAAUAGGGAAAAGGAGGGGCCCUUGCUCCAGCCUCUGCCCCCCCCCAUUAACAGGAGAUGUGGGGUAAGAGAGAGGCCCCCAAGAACUGGACUGAGGUCCUAUGUAAGAUUUGGAAGAAUAUAAAAGAGGGAGGUGUUAAAAGGAACUGGAAGCUGGCUAAGAGAAGAUAAUAAUAAAACUGAGAAGGAUUUGCACGUAUAAAAGGGCGAAGGUGGCCGCGAUUUUCUGAGUCACCUUAUAUUAUAUACAGAUAAGUCAGUUAUGUGUGGAAUUUCAACAACACUGAACUUUUUUUAAUUAAAAAAAAUGGAGUCCGGUAUAGAACAUACCAAGUUUCUGUAAUGAUGUGGUACAGGGGAAAUAAGAGGGCAAUUGCUCCUUUUUUUGCGAAAAAUGUGUUUUUCUUCUUUCUCAGAAUCGUGAUGGUGUUGGAUUAUUUCACUGGUGGGGUUUAAUAUAGCAUGUUAUCCUGUCUAUCUUUCUGAGAUUUCUGUAAGACUGUUGAACAGUUUAAAAGAAUAGUGUUAGAAUAAUAUAAAAAGCAGAUAGAUGGCGCUAUGUUUGAUUCCUACAAAAAUAUCACCAGCUUUUUUCAUUCUUAACUCUUUAAAGGAUUCAAACGCAACUCAAAUCUGUGCUGGACUUUAAAAAAAUUCAGGACCAAAUUUUUCCUCAGUGUCUGUGUGUGUGCGUGCGCGUGUGUUCCUUUAUAGCUGCAAAUGAAGACUUUUCUUUUCACCCUCAUGAUCCAUCCUUGAAAAGUCCCCCCCCCCUGUAAAUGUAAUUGGAUGCCAUUUUAUAAGUGAAGUAUUUAUACUGGCCAAACAUUUUUUACUUGUAUUACUUUGUCCUCUUUUGGUAGUUCUGUUGUUACCCACACCAUUUUUAUGUCACCUUCGCUGAAGGGCUAGAGUUUUAACUUUUAAUUUUUUAUAUUUAAAUGUAGACUUUUGACACUUUUAAAAACAAGAGAAGAGAGAUGAAAACGUUUGAUUAUUUUCUCAGUGUAUUUUUGUAAAAAAUAUAUAAAGGGGUGUAAAUUGCUGUUUUGGAUUUCCUGAUUACACAGGGCUGCUGGUUAAUAUCUCUCACACACACAAAAUCAGCCCCUAUAUUCAUCAUGUUUACACUCCAAUCUGCAGGCUUCUUAAAGAGACAGCAUCCCUUGUAAUUCACUAUUCAACUCUCCUUAUGAGUUGAGAGGGAGGGGCUGAACUAAUUUCCUGUAGGGCUAAUUUCUAACAAACAAAACCCCUCUCAGAGUCAAUAGUAUGUUGUACAGAAACAACUGGAUCAUUUUCAGAAAAAGGGAUCCUGUAGCUUUAAAUUGUAAACCACAUCUUUUGCACUUUUUUAUAAGCGAAAAAAACCCGUGCCGUUUAAACCACUGGAUCUAUCUAAAUGCCGAUUUGAGUUCGCGACACUAUGUACUGCGUUUUUCAUUCUUGUAUUUGACUAUUUAAUCCUUUCUACUUGUCGCUAAAUAUAAUUGUUUUAGUCUCUUAUGGCAUGAUGAUAGCAUAUGUAUUCAGGUUUAUAGCUGUUGUGUUUAAAAUGAGAAAAAGUGAAAACAUCUUUGUACAUUUAAGUCUGUAUUAUAAUAAGCAAAAAAGAUUGUGUGUUUAUGUAUGUUAAUAUAACAUGACAGGCACUAGGACAUCUGCCUAAUGAGGAGGUUCCGUUAAGGGUUUUUAACUUUUUUUUUGUCAUCCAUCCUGUGCAAUAUGCUGUGUGGAAUAUCUUUGUCUAACAAUCUGCCCAUAAUACAACCUGGGGGUGGGGGGAGGGGAAGCUGGCUAAUUUUGCCAAGUUCACUGCCUGUCAGAUUGUCAAUAUACUUUCUGUAAAUAACCUUUUUUUUUCCUGAAGGAAAUAAAAUCAGCUGGAACUGAAC